Puccinia graminis f. sp. tritici CRL 75-36-700-3 is the source of this 462-nucleotide messenger RNA. RefSeq lists its product as uncharacterized. The coding region runs from base 1 to 462 and encodes 153 amino acids. NCBI's taxonomy places the organism in Eukaryota, Fungi, Basidiomycota, Pucciniomycetes, Pucciniales, Pucciniaceae. The transcript is spliced from 2 exons. The record is from RefSeq and is a predicted model, not a curated record.
AUGGUGUGGAGAAAUAAGAAAUAUCAUAAGAAAUGGAGCAGCAAGUUGUCGGACGCAUUCAAAGGCAGAAGAUUACCUGACACAGAUUCAGAAUUACAAGAAAUUGCCUUGGAAGCUUUGAAAGAAGCCGAUAGGAAAGCUGCUUCGAAUUCAAGAAAAGCUAAAGGCCGUCGGGUGACCUCCAACAGAAAGAUUUUGAAAGAAGAGGAGAUCUUGCAGAAUGAACUCAAGAGGCGCGUUGAUUUUUCCGCAUAUCCCCAGGACAUCAUUCCUCUUCAGGAUGAUCCGGAAAUCUGGGAGGCAAUUAAAAGCACGACGGAAAGAGAGUUUGAUACUAUCAAACAAAACAGCGCCAAAAUUUUAAUCGACUGUUUGGAAAGUGUCAAAAGAGGUCUUCACAAUAGACCAUUCUUUAGCAAAGUGUGCCACAUUGCAAGCGACAAAGUCAAUCCCUCAAAGUAG